GCCCAUCCGCGUGGGUCGAGCCAUGGCGGCCGCCAGGGAGUCCCCGUGGCGCCGGUUGAGCGGUCUGUCGUUCGGCGUGUACCGGGCGGCGGAGAUCGGGAAGCUGAGUGUGAAAUCAAUAACCAACCCUAAUUUCCUGGAUAACGCUGGCACCGCUUUGCCCAAUGGAUUGUACGACUUGGCUUUGGGACCUCUCCAAAACAAGGAAGUGUGCGCAACUUGCAUGCAGGGCUUCAACGACUGCCCAGGGCACCUGGGCCACACAGAGCUGCCUCUCACGGUCUAUAAUCCUCUCUUUUUCGAUAAACUGUUCCUUCUGAUACGAGGUUCCUGCUUGAGGUGCCGCCAUCUGACCUGUCCACGGUCUGUGAUUCACUUACUGCUGAAUCAGCUGAAGUUGAUAAAAGUCGGGCUGGUUGAAGCCGUCUAUGACCUGGAGGCUGUCCUAAGCAGGUUUUUAGAGGAAAAUGCCAGUGCACCAGAGGUAGACAUAGAAGAAGCGUUAAGCAAGCACACAGAAGAAAUUCUCCAAAAUAACCGUCUAAUGGAACAGGGUUCACAUGUAAAAAAUGUGUGUGAGUGCAGAAGUAAAUUAAUCUCCCAAUUUUGGAAAUUACACACAAGUUCAAAGAGAUGUCCCAGGUGCAAAGCUGAAAGAUCACUUGUCCGAAAAGAGCAUAACAGCAAACUGACUGUGAAUUACCCCUCUAUGGCAAUCCAGAAGUCAGGCAAACCAGUGAUCGUGGAGGAAGCAGCAGCCAUAGAUGAAACUCAACUGGGAAAACGAGGCUACCUGACGCCCAGCACUGCCAAAGAACAUGUUGAAGCUUUGUGGAAAAAUGAAGGUUUUUUCCUCAGCAAAAUUUUCUCUGGUGUGAUGGUCAGUGGAGAUUCAAGUUUCAAUCCUGAGAUAUUCUUCCUGGAUAAACUUGUUGUUCCACCAUCUAGAUAUCGCCCUGUGAGUUGUGUUGGAGACCAGAUGUUUGCAAAUGGUCAAACGGUGAACUUGCAAGCUGUCAUGAAAGAUGCCCAGGUGGCACGGAAACUUCUGGCUAUCAUGGCUCAAGAUCUGAAGCUGUCGAUGCAAACUGAAGAGGGAGACCUCCCGAAGCCGGUGGAGCAGCCAACGGAGCUCCUGGACCGUUCUGUCUUGGUGACUCUCCCCGGGCAGACGAUGGCAGAUAAGCUGAACAACAUCUGGAUUCGUCUUCAGAGCCAUGUCAAUAUUUUGUUUGACAGUGACAUGGACAGGCUCAUGUCAGAAAAAUUCCCUGGAGUGCGGCAGAUUUUGGAAAAAAAGGAAGGCCUGUUCCGCAAACAUAUGAUGGGCAAGCGAGUGGAUUAUGCAGCUCGGUCAGUCAUUUGCCCCGACAUGUACAUUGGGACCAAUGAGAUUGGCAUUCCUAUGGUCUUUGCUACCAAACUGACCUAUCCUCAACCUGUGACCCCAUGGAAUGUCCAUGAACUGAGGAAAGCUGUCAUUAAUGGGCCUGAUGUCCACCCAGGUGCCUCCAUGGUCAUCAACGAGGAUGGUUCUCGCACAGUCUUGAGUGCAGCGAGCCAGACCCAAAGAGAAGCCAUAGCCAAGCAACUGUUAACUCCUUCCACCGGGACACCAAAACCAGGGAUAAAAACUGUGUGCCGUCAUAUUAAAAAUGGAGAUGUCCUUUUGCUGAAUCGCCAGCCCACCCUCCACAGACCUUCCAUCCAAGCUCAUCGAGCCCGGAUUCUGCCCGAUGAGAAGGUGCUGAGGCUUCACUAUGCCAACUGCAAAGCCUACAACGCUGACUUCGACGGGGAUGAAAUGAACGCUCACUUCCCUCAGAAUGAGCUCGGCCGGGCGGAAGCCUACACCCUGGCUUGCACGGAUGAGCAGUAUCUUGUUCCAAAGGAUGGGAAGCCAUUGGCAGGCUUGAUCCAGGAUCACAUGGUCUCCGGCACCAGCAUGACCAUGCGAGGCUGCUUCUUUACCCAAGAACAGUACAUGGAACUGGUGUAUCAAGGGCUGACCGACAAGAAGGGAAGAGUGAAAGUUCUGCCUCCAGCUAUUAUAAAACCGCAGCAUUUGUGGACAGGAAAGCAGGUUGUUUCUACGUUGCUGGCAAACGUAAUUCCAGAGGAUUGGCCUCCGCUGAAUUUGUCAGGGAGAGCUAAAAUUGAUGGAAGAGCCUGGGGGGCAGCAUCUAAACCCGGCAUUUACCGAUCGGGUCUCAAAUUUAUGUGUGAAUCUCAGGUUAUCAUUCGGAACGGGGAGCUGCUGUGUGGGGUCUUGGACAAAGCGCAAUAUGGCAGCUCUGCCUAUGGUCUGGUCCAUUGCUGCUACGAGGUCUACGGUGGGGAGACCAGUGGAAAGGUGCUGACGGCUCUGGCUCGGCUCUUCACAGCUUACCUGCAGUUCUACAGGGGCUUUACAAUGGAUGUUGAGGAUAUUUUGGUCAAACCGCAAGCAGACCAUAGAAGACAGCAGAUCAUGAAAGACUGUGCCUCGUGUGGUAAGAAGACCAUCAAAGCUGCAUUUAACUUGCUGGAGACUUCAACCUGUGAGCAGGCCAAGGGGAAGUGGCAGGACGCUCACCUCGACAAGGACCGGCGGAACUUUAAUGUCGUCGAUCUGAAAUUCAAAGAGGAAGUGAACCGUUACAACAACGAGAUUAACAAGGUGUGCAUGCCUCUUGGUCUUCACCGGAGCUUCCCAGAAAAUAAUUUGCAGUUGAUGGUACAGUCAGGAGCCAAAGGAUCGACUGUGAAUACUAUGCAGAUUUCUUGCUUGCUGGGCCAAAUUGAGUUGGAAGGUCGAAGGCCUCCGUUGAUGCCAUCUGGCAAAUCGUUGCCCUGUUUCCAGUCUUACGACUUUUCCCCCAGAUCAGGGGGGUUCGUGACGGGGAGAUUUCUCACGGGCAUCAAGCCUGCCGAAUUCUUCUUCCAUUGUAUGGCUGGUCGAGAGGGACUGGUGGAUACAGCUGUCAAAACCAGCCGAUCUGGAUACCUUCAAAGAUGCAUCAUAAAGCAUUUGGAAGGGCUGAUAGUUCAUUAUGACCUGACUGUACGGGACAGCGAUGGCAGCAUCGUGCAGUUUCUCUACGGAGAAGAUGGCUUAAACGUUCCCAAAAUACAGUUCCUGCAGCCCAAGCGGUUUCCUUUCAUUGUAGAUAACUACAAGAUAAUAGAGAAAUCUAAACAUUUAGAUGAAGUUCUGGUAAAAACAGACCCUUGGCGUGCGAAGGAACAGUUCAGCGCUAUCAAGAGGUGGCGAGUCAGACACCAGCAGCCGGUCAGAAAAGGAGGUUUUUUGCUGUUUUCUCAGAAAAAGAUGGCAAAUGUAACCGCGCAGAUCCCUAGUGGAGAACUCAUAAAUGGACGAGAGCCUAAAACUCUGCAGCUGUUGCAGAUGUGGUACGGACUGAAGGAGAAAAGACGAAGCAAGUAUCAGAAAAAGGCAACAAAAUGCCCCGAUCCUUGUCUGGGAAUCUGGCAGCCGGACAUCUGUUUUGCAUCCGUGUCAGAAACAUUUGAAAACGAUGUAGAGAAUUUCCUCACAGAGUGGAACUCUCGGAACAAGCUCAGCUGUUGUCCGUCUGAAAUUUCUCCAGAGAGAUUAAAGGACUUGCUGCAUCUAAAGUGGCAACAGUCCCUCUGUGACCCAGGAGAAGCUGUGGGUCUUCUUGCUGCUCAGAGCAUUGGGGAGCCCUCCACACAGAUGACGCUCAACACCUUCCACUUCGCUGGACGCGGCGAAAUGAACGUCACACUCGGUAUCCCAAGGUUGCGGGAGGUCCUGAUGGUCGCCAGCGCUAAUAUUAAAACCCCCAUGAUGAGCAUUCCUGUGCUGGACACCAAGAGCGCUCACAAGAGAGUGAAGAAGCUGAAGAAACGGCUCACCAGGGUGUGCUUAGGCGAGGUGUUACAUAAAGUGGAUAUUCAGGAGUCCGUGUGUUUGGAGAAUAAGCAAAGCAAUCAUCGCAUCUUCACAAUCAGAUUUACUUUUUUGUCGUAUGAAUGUUACUGUGAAGAGUUCUGUGUGAAGCCGGGGGACAUCUUAAACUUUAUGGAGACAAGUUUCUUCAGAAUCUUACUGGAAACCAUUAAGAGGAAGACUUCAAAGCUGGUCUCAUACAACAGUGUCAGUACUCAAAGAGCAAAUCACAGGGACGUAGGUGGUGGUGAUGGGGAAGUCGGAGCAUCCCAUGAAAACCAGGAUGACCUUGAAGAGCAGGAAGAAGGGAGAGUUCUUGAUGGUGAAAUUGAUGAAGGGGAUGCUGAUGCCACAGAUACAAGAAGAAGGGAGAAGCAGGAGGAGGAGGUCGAUUAUGAGAGCGAUGAAGGGGCUGUGGAGGAGGACGAAAUCCCGGAUAAGGAAGAGGCGGCGGCCUCGUGUGACAGUGGCAGGGAUCCAGAAACAACGGAAGCUCAGCCGGACCCUUCUGCUCCUUCCUCGAGCCAGCAGGUUCAGACCAAGAGCAAGACCUUGAGCAAAUCAGCCCAUUACAGAGUUAAUAGCGUGCGGGAGAGCCACCCGGCUAUUCAGAGCUAUGCGUAUGACACGAAAAAUGAGCUGUGGUGUGAGGUUUCUUUGAAGCUUCCACUGUCAAAGGAAUACUUCAACCUGGCCUCCUUGCUGACUUCCCUGGCAAACAAAACAGUCAUCCACGAGACCAAGAGGAUCACGCGAUGUCUCUUAAAUGAAACCACAGACACAGACAAAGGGAAGGUGCUCACUUUACAGACUGAGGGGAUAAACCUCCCUGAACUCUUCCAAUACACUGAGGUAUGUAAUGAAACAACCGUAGGUGCUUCCUGUGGUGUGAAAGAGAAGGAAACCCAGCACUUCCAAGAAGAUUGGCUGCUCUGUGAAGUCUAUCUUGUGACAUUUUCUAAGAAAAUGAGCUAUUCAGCAGGUUGUUCAUGCUAA
This is a messenger RNA of Sphaerodactylus townsendi, 4909 nucleotides long. It is a transcript of the gene POLR1A, whose product is annotated as RNA polymerase I subunit A. Gene Ontology annotation, cellular component: RNA polymerase I complex. The record is from RefSeq and is a predicted model, not a curated record. Lineage: Eukaryota; Metazoa; Chordata; Lepidosauria; Squamata; Sphaerodactylidae. Gene Ontology annotation, molecular function: DNA binding; DNA-directed RNA polymerase activity. The transcript is spliced from 31 exons. The coding region runs from base 23 to 4909 and encodes 1628 amino acids. Gene Ontology annotation, biological process: DNA-templated transcription.